CGCUCGAAAAUGAAUGGAACCGACUUCGUAGGAAAAGUGAUUAGCAGAUUUUAAACUUCAUGCGUAUUAACUCAUUAUCAAGGUGUUACAUGUAUUCUCAUCAGUAAGCUUCACAGGUAGACAUGAAGAGCUACAUGAACCCUCGUAUUCUCCAUGUUACUUCUGCAGAUCUCUGUCAUUCUUCCUCAAGAGAUUCCAAGGAUUAUAAAGGUGUAUCUUCAUGAUGCUGCGACUCUCCCCUGUAAUCAGACAUGUUCUGAUCAGGUUACAUGGAUUGGGUACCGUAGUCAUGUUACAUGGUUUGGGUACCCUAAAGCAGAUGACAUUCUGGCUCAGUGUGAUCAGACAUCAUGUCAGUCAAAGGAGGGAUUUCACAUGUCCCAUGAUCAGUACCUGAAGGGAGAUCUCUCCCUCACCAUCACUGAUGUUGAUUACACUAAGACGGCCUGGUACACAUGUGAGUGUGAUCGUGUAAGGAUCUGUGAUAUGAGUCUACAUCUUGAGCCUCUUAGUUUGGCUAUUCCUGUGAAUAAAGGACAAUCUCUCACCAUGGAUAUGCCUGUGUUAAAACCAGUGGAGGUGUUUUUUACCAGUAUUGGUGAUGCCAGUUCAAACCGUGUCAGACUGUAUAUCAUUGGCAGACCUACAAUAUAUGACAUUGGGAAUGAGUAUAAGAACAGAAUGUCCUUCAGUUUCAGUCUGCAGCUGAGACAGCUAAAAGAGUCUGAUAGUGGUGUUUACACCAUACAGAAUGCACAGAAUGAUGAAAUCUUGGCAAGAGUGAAUGUAAACGCUUCCAGUGUCCAGCCUGGAGAGACUAUGACCCUGCAACUACCUUUACCUUUAAUCAUGUUUGUGUCAUUUAACAAGUCUGAUGAAAUUUCAAACUCUGUCAGAAUCUGUACAAUCUCAUGGUUUUAUACUAAAUGUAUCUCUGAGUAUGAGAGGACAGUGUUGCUAAGUUUGAGUCUGCAGCUGAAGGAUUUGAAGGAGUCUGAUAGUGGAAUUUACACCAUACGGGACAUCUGGAAUGAUGACGUCAUUGCUACAUACACAGUGACUGUUAACGGUGUUUCUCGAGUAUCACAGAGUGUAGAGGUGAAGCUUAAUGAGAAUACAACUCUCACCUGUAAUAAGAUGUGUUCUGGUCUGGUCAUAUGGACUGUGUUCCAUAAACCAGGUGACAUUCUGGCUCAGUGUAAUCAGACAUCAUGUCAGUCAAAGGAGGGAUUUCACAUGUCCCAUGAUCAGUACCUGAAGGGAAAUCUCUCCCUCACCAUCACUGGUGUUGAUUACACUAAGAGGGCUGUGAGUGUGAUGGUACUGACCUCUGUGAUGUGAGACUGCAGCUGGAGCCGCGCAUUGCCCACAUUUGUGUGAAGCUUGGAGAUUCUCUCACCCUGGAUGUCCCCAUCCCAGAGAAAGUGGAAGUACUUUUGAACCGGACCGGAGAUAACAGGACCCGACCAGACUCUGUCAGACUGUGUGAGAUUGAAGGGCGUAAACCUUAUUGUACCUCUGAGUAUGAGAAGAGAGUGUCAUUCAAUUUCAGUCUGCAGGUGAAGGAUCUGAAGGAAUCUGAUAGUGGAAUUUACAUCAUACAGGACACCGAGAAUAAUGAAGUCAUUGUUACAUACAAUGUCACCACAGUCACAGCUGGGGGUCGGCAGGUGGAAUCUGACACAGACACUGAGGAGAAGGAGCCAGAGAAGACUGACAUGAGAGUGCAGACAGUGGUGCUGCCACUGGUCAUACUGGUCAUACUGGUGUCUGCAGUGGUGGUGCUGCUCCGAAAGAAAUUACAUUAUUGUUUGUCAUGUAUGAAGGUUCAAUUAAAUUAAUGUGUAGAGCAAGAGAUGAAUGAGGAAAACCACCCAGUGGAGGCUCCAUUCUGAAAUCCUGAUUCAUCAAAUAAUGAGGUAAAAGCUGGGGGCAGUGGUAGCUCAGUGAUUAAGGUACUUGACUUGUAGUCAGAAGGUUGCUGGUUCAAGUUACCAGUGUUGA
Molecule: messenger RNA, 2004 nt
Organism: Electrophorus electricus (electric eel)
Lineage: Eukaryota; Metazoa; Chordata; Actinopteri; Gymnotiformes; Gymnotidae
Source: RefSeq, a predicted model, not a curated record